AAUCGUCGGCUCGUUCGCAUUUCAACGAAAAUCUCAAACCGCUCGUCUCGACAAAAGUACUUUUCGUUCGCUAUUGAACUCUUGUGUGCGUGCGAUCUAUCUUGUGUUAAAUUACAAGUGCGUGCCGGCCAGCGAGGUCUCGGCAGUCUCGUCCCUGCCUCUGCGUCAAAGGAAAGGAAAAGCGUGCGUUUCUUCUCGGAGGCUCAGGGAAAAAGAUCUUCCUUUCGGAUCGACUUCCCGAAUUGCGUUGGACACUGCUGUUCCUCGAGGUCGGAAUCGGACAAGGUAGUUCGUGCGGACAUUUGAUCAUCCCGAAUGGUCAUCGACAAACAACAACGAUAUAAUAUAAGUACUUCGAUUGUUCUCAAUUCCGGCUCACGGAUGUACCGCAUUUGCACGCUCGUACGAGCACAUCCGAAUUAUCUCGGAUAAUUGUGUUAAAAGACGACACUCAUUCUCGUUUCAUAGCAUUGCGUCGUUCCCUGGCCCUCGGAUGGCCAUUCCCUUUGCAAUAUUCAUCUCUCAAGUUGUCGCGUUUUCGAGUACGCUCGUAUAUUAUAUCGUUGAUAAUUACGAAUCGUACAUUGAAUAUUUUUCAUCAGUCAAUGAUAGGAUUCAUUAAAUCACGAAUCGUUGUUCAUUAAUAGAAUGUAUAUUAUACGUAUAUUAUAUCGACGAAGUGUUUCGCCGCCCGGAGAAAUUCCAGAAGUUGUUUACUCUAACGAACUGCGUAACCUUGACUCGUUUCUUGCAUUAUCGAUAUAACCAAUACGUCUCUAAGCUCGCGAGAUUCCAAGCCUGUAUUGCGUUGUGCAAUUUAUAAUUCCUGCGUUGAUUCGGUUACAGUCACAUUACUCAUAUUACGAUUCGUGCAUAAAUAUCUUAACAUAUUCAUUGCGUUGUAUUCAUGUGCAUUACACUCUUUACAUUCGAACAUUAACGCUACAUGUCUAUCUUAUUUACGGUGGAAUCUUGACAUGUUGGUUGCUAUUAUUUAAUUGCGGCACACCUGUUGUGUGAUAUCUCUUGCGUUUAUAUUCAUGUGUGUCAUUUUACUCGUAUUUUACUCCUGGCGUUAAUUUAGUUUAAUUAUUCUUCGCGGUGUACUUUGCAACGAUUUACGUUAUAUUCCUCGCAUUGUAUUUAUUACAUUGCAAUUACUUUAACCCAUUUCCGUUACGUGACUUGCGUUUUGGUUUCAGAUUGAGUUACUUGCGUUCCAUUAUACGCGUUACAUAUCGUAUGUCAAUUUACUUGCGUUACAUUUAUUGCGUGCAUUAUGUAGAUCAGCUGUUGCUGGUACUAGUUCGCCCGAAUAAGAUACUUUCAUACAUUUCAUAUAUUUUUAAACAAAAUGUUAUGUUAUAUUUGUAACAAAGACUUUAAGUCUUUAUGUUUACUGAUUUGUCAUUUUAAACGCAGUCAUGAUUUAAAAACAAAUUCAAUAUUUAGAUGUUGUAAAUCCAAUUGUCUUCAAAUUUUUAAAAAUUUAAGUAGCUUUAAAAAGCAUAUAACGCGUAAACAUGUAAAUGAUAAAGAUAUUGGUAAUAAAUUUGAAAGUCAAGAUUGUAACUUCGAUGAUACACAAAAUGAUAUACAAAAUAACACGGAAUUUGAUGCAAGUGCUAGUCAUUCUACUGCAUCUUUAGUUUCUAAUUAUCCCGUUUGUACGUCAUAUGAUGAUAUUAAUGAAACGCGAACAUCAGAAAUAAUUGAAAUAGAGAACAGUUCAAUUCCUGAGUUUCAAAUGGAAGAGUCGCUUAAAAAAAUGGUUGAUUCUGUUACGGAAUUUGUACUUACUCUCCACAAUAAUAAUAAUUUUUCCAGGAAGGAUGUUUUUAAAAUACAGAAAUACGCGAACAAAUGUUUAAUUGAUCCAUUAUUGGAUAUUAUGAAAUCAUUUAUCAAUAAUAAACUUCAUGCAAACAGUUCUGUAUAUAACGAAUUUAGUAGUCUGAUAUCAAAUUGUAGAAAUCCCUUCAAAUUCUUAAAUACUGAUUAUUUAUUGUAUAAAUGGUUAAAAAGUGAGAAUUACAUUGAAAAUGUACAAGAAUUUACAAUUGAUGACGCAAUUAGUGGAAUUCAUCGAAACGGUAGUUUUAUAUAUGGUGAAAAAGAAAUAAAGGGUGCUCUUAUGCCCUUGAGAUUUCAAUUUAGAAAAAUAUUUGAAAAAGGAGGACUUCUAAAACGUACAUUAGAUAAUAUUGACUGUUUACAAAAGUGUCCGAUAUUCACAAAUUUUGUGCAAGGCGAAUUAUGGAAACAAAAAACUAAAUUAUAUUCUGAUAAAAUAGUGAUGCCAUAUUUCUUGUACUUGGAUGAGUUUGAAAUUAAUAAUCCUCUUGGAUCUCACUCCAAGGUUCAUUCAAUUUGUAAUUUUUACUAUUCUUUUCCGUGUUUUCCGGUGGAAGAAUCUAAAUUGGAAAAUGUAUUUUUUGCUGCGAUUAUAAAAUCUACUGAUAUAAAAAAUUAUGGGAAUGAAAAAUGUUUUCAGUCUCUUAUAAAUGAAUUAAAAUAUUUAGAAAUAAAUGCGGUAUAGACAUUAAAAUCGAUGAAAACUCAAUUUUACGCGUUUAUUUUAUCUUGGGUUUGGUGCUUGGGGAUAACUUAGGAUUAAAUUCAUUUUUAGAUUUUAAUCAAUCGUUUUCGAGUAAUUCCUUCUGUCGACUUUGUAAAGUAGAAAACGUGGAUUGUAAAAAACUAACCACUGAAAAUAAGGAAUUGAUGCGAACAAUUACAAAUUACGAUAAUGACUUAAAGAUAAAUAAUUCACAACGCACUGGAAUUAAA
Molecule: messenger RNA, 2790 nt
Organism: Temnothorax curvispinosus
Lineage: Eukaryota; Metazoa; Arthropoda; Insecta; Hymenoptera; Formicidae
Exons: 2
Coding region: 1355-2539 (394 amino acids)
Source: RefSeq, a predicted model, not a curated record